Aureococcus anophagefferens is the source of this 3942-nucleotide messenger RNA. RefSeq lists its product as hypothetical. The record is from RefSeq and is a predicted model, not a curated record. The transcript is spliced from 4 exons. Lineage: Eukaryota; Pelagophyceae; Pelagomonadales; Pelagomonadaceae. Bases 1 to 3942 code for a protein of 1313 amino acids.
AUGGCCGGGCGCGUCGUCGCCGAGGGCUGGCGUUGUCGGGCCGGGCAGCCCCAGGCCGCGUGCAUCCGCAAGCUGCUCCGGCGCCUGCGAGGAGGCCGCCUGCGGCCCUUCGCCGACCGCACGAACGUGUCGGCCACGAGCUGCGCGCCCGCGAGCGCCUGCGCGGCCGCGCGCGCGCGCGCGCUCGGAAGGCGCGUCGACGUCGUCGCGUUCGGCGGCAGCGUGACCGUGGGCCACGGCACGGGCGGCCGGUCGGGGAAUCGCGAGUCCAAGUUCAUGCCCUACGUCGAGCUCUUCGCCGCCGCGCUGCGCGUCACGAGCGGGAGCGAGGUCCGCGCGUUCAACUUCGGCGUGCCGGCCGCGGGCCCCCAGGUGCCGUCGUUCUGCUUCCACGCGAUGGCGAAAGCCGCGGGCGCCGAGCCGUCGAUCGUCAUCCUCGAGUUCUCCGUCAACGGCCUCGACCGCCUCGGUUUCCUCGCGGCGGGCGUGCGGGCCGCGUACCCGGCCGCGGUCGUCGUCUAUUUGGACGUGUUCUCCAUGGACGAGCUCUCGAUGCCGGGCUGCCGGUCCCUGGACAGGAUCCCGAGUCUCGCGCCCAACGACAUUCCGGGCGUGAGCCUGCGGCCGGGCUUCCUGCCCUCGGGCGACCGGCCGGGCUCCUUCAAGACGGCCGGGACACACCCCCGUAGGCUCGACCGCGGCGACGCGUGCGGCGACGCGCCGAGGCCGCCCGCGGCGCCCGCGACGGUCUGCGCGACGCGGGACCCGCGCGUCUCCGGCGACGCGCUCCUCGCGCCGACCGUGUCCGACGUCGACGCGGCGGGCUGGCGCGCCGCGCUCGUCAACGACGACCCGAAGAAGCCCGUCUACGCCGUCGGCCCCGGCCUGUCGACGUCGCGCCUCGCCGUGCCCUUUUCGCUCGGCGCGACGUCGGAGGUGUUCGUGGCGUUCAUGCAGUCCUUCAAGGCCAAGGCGCCCUACGGCGUCGCCGCGAUCUCCGCGGACAACGCGACGCCGCCGACGCUCUUCGACGGCGGCGCGCUGCAAGAUCGGCUACACCUGCUGAUCACGCGGCGCAUCGCCGUCGCCGAGCCGGGCCCGCACGAGCUCGAACUCGUCAUGACGAACGAGACGCAGACCGCGGGCCACGCGUUCGCCUUCUACGGCGUCUUCGCGCAGGCCAAUUUCGGACGCCGUCGGCCCGUCCGCAACGCCGCACUCAGCUUCGUCCACUUCAUCGUCUUCCACGGCCGCGGCAAGCGAUACACAACCAUGCUCAAAUCGCUGCGCCACGUCUUCGCGCCGACGGCUCUCUACCGCGGCGAGGGCGUCUGCGGCGGCGUCGCCCUGCACCGCGUCGGCGGCGGCGCCUGGGACGAGCGGCUGCUGCCGUCGAGCGUCGCGAGCGACGACGGCGCGCCCGGCGCGCUCGUCGUCGACGGGCGACGCGCGCGUUCGCCGGCGGCGCUCCGCGAGGUCUUCGACGUCGUCCGCGGCGCCGCGCGCGCGCUGGCCAAGACCGGCGGGCGCCUCGUGCUCGUCGGCGACGCGCGGCGCGCGCGGAGCGGCGACUGCGAGGCGGCCAUGUUCGCGGAGGGCCUCGAGGGCUUCGCGCGGUCCGCGGCCAAGGAGCUCGGCCCGAGCGGCGCGACCGCGACGUACCUGCGCGUCGCGCGGGACGCCGACGGCGCGGCCGCGUCGCCGUCGCUGCGGUUCCUCCUGAGCGGGCGCAGCGCCUACGUCUCCGGCGCGAGCUUCGAGGCGGGCGCCGCGCCCGUCGCGGCCGUCGCGGGCGAGGCGUGGCCCACGGGCGACGACGCGCACUCGCCCGUGCGGGGCCUGCGCGUCGUGUUAACGGGCGGCGCCGCGGGCAUCGGCGCCGCGACGGCCGCGCGGCUGAGCGACGCGGGCGCGGACGUGCUCGUCGUCGACCGCGCGCCGGGCCCGGGCGUCGACGGCGUCGUGGAUGUCGUCGCGGCCGACGCGCCGGCGCGGCUCCGGGAAAUGGCGGACGCCCGCUUCGGAGGGCCCGUCGACGCCGUGGUCCACAACGCGGGCGUCACGCGGGACCGGACUCUCUUCCGCAUGGGCGACGACGAGUGGGACGCCUGCCUCGACGUCAACGCGCUCGCGCCCCGCCGGCUCACGGCCGCGCUCGACCUCGCGGAGGACGCGAGCGUCGUGCUCCUGGGCUCGACGUCGGGCGUCGCGGGCAACGCGGGCCAGGCCAACUACGCCGCGGCGAAGAGCGCGCUCUUCGGCUGGGCCGCGGCGGCGACGACGUACCGCGUCAACGCCGUCGCGCCGGGCUUCAUCGCGUCGGCGAUGACGGCGAAGAUGCCGUUCGCGAACCGCUUCGUCGGCGCGCGCUUCAACAACCUCGGCCGGCCGGGCACGCCCGAGGACGUCGCGAACGUCAUCGCCCACCUCGCGUCGCCGGCCUCCGGGGCAAUUCGGGGCCAGCCAGACUCGGCUGCAAACGCAAUGGAGUUCAAGGCCGUCAGCCCGCGCUUCCAUGGCAAGCCCGCGCGCUACGACGAGGGCGGCGACAGCGAGGCGGCCAUGCUCGACGACCUGCUCGCCGGCGACCGCUACUCGUCGCCGAUCCGGAAGCAGCCGUCGCCCGUCGAGGGCCCGCCGGACGACGGCGGCGGGUCCGACUUCGGGUCCGACGACGGCGCCGACGACGCCGCGGACGCGUCGCGGCGCGCCGCGGCGGCGCCGCGGUCGCCGCGGCCCGCGCCGAGCCCCGGGAGGCCCGCCGUGUCCGCCAGGGAGGAGCUGCGCCUGAAGAACGCGCAGAUCCACCGCAUGGGCAUGAUGCUCGAGGCCCUGGCGCCCAUCCCGGGCAUCGACGCGCAGACGCUGCUCCGCGCCAUCGACGACCCCAUCCACGGCGACCUCCGCGACCAGAAGAUCGUCCAGCUCGCGAAGAAGACGCGGAACGUCACCGUCGCCCUGACGCGCGAGCGGGACGUGAUCAAGAAGCUGCGGGCCCACAUCGACCAGCUCGAGGGCGACAAGAAGGCCCUGGCCGACGAGCUCGACGCGCGCGCGCACGCGGCGGCGUCGCGGCUUCCCUUCGCGGCCGCGAAGCAGGCCGAGGCGACCCGAAAAACGCCCGGCGACGACGACGAGGAGGAGCGGAAGAAGCCGUCGAAGCGCGAGCUCCAGCUCGCGAAGCAGUGCGCGGACCUGCGCUUCAAGUUCGAGGCCGCGCGCGACGAGUCGCACGGCCUGCGCCGCGCGCUCGUCAAGGAGACGGGCGACGAGUCCGUCGUCGGCAAGGACGGCGCCGUCGACGAGGGCUGGCGCGGCCGCGCGCAGACCAUAGCCAUGCUCAAGAACAAGAUCCGGGCGUUGGAGGACGCGCAGCAGAAUGGCUCCCUGCUCUCGUCCCCCGCCGCGAAGCGCGCGCCGCGGCCGCCGCGGCGCGACGUCGACGCGCUCGCCCAGGCCGAGCUCGACCGCAAGAGCGAGGCGCGGUCCGAGGCCAUGGCCGAGCUCGCCCAGAAACACGAGGCGCUCGGCCAGCAGCUGGAGCAGACCCGCGCGAAGCUCGACGCGUCCAAGGCGCGGAACGCGUCGCAGGCGCAGGAGUGCGCGCGGAACAAGGAGCACAUCCGCACGCUCCUCGACAAGACCGACGGCGACGACGAAUUGGUCGCGGCGCUGCGGGCCGAGGUCGACGCCCUGCGGUCGAAGCUCCGCGACGCGCAGGCCGAGGCGCGGCGGAAGCCCGCGCCCGCGCCGCCGCCGCGGCCCGACGCGGAGCUCCAGCGCCUGCGGCGCGAGAACGCGCGGCUCCAGAGUCAGGUCGAGCAGCAGGCCAAGCGCGUGCGCGAGCUCCGAAAGGCCGAGGACGAGGAGCGCACGCGGCUCGCGCGCGAGGCGCAGGCGAACGACCCGGCGACGCUCCGGCCGGGCGACGCCGGGUGGUAG